CUUUGAACAAACGAUUUAGUAAAGUAGAGCUAUCUAUGCUUAAAAGAACAUAGUUAACUUUACGAACAAAAUUUCUUAUAUGGACGCAAAAUUAUUGUCUUGAAAGUCAAAUCUUUCGCUAUACAGUACCAUGAGUGAUACAGUGUUAUACGUUGCUCGAUCAGUAAAGCUAUUCCAUGAAGCCGUAAUCUAAUAAAAUUGUUGCAGUCAAUUACAUCUGCUUAGCUUUCUGGCUCGGGCCAGAGAUUGUGUUGUCUCACUUUAUCAAUACAGAUGGCGGUGAAGUGCGUCCAGUCUAGAGGACUACUCAAUCAGUACAUAGCUGCUGUGGCAGACAUUGUCAAUACAGAUGGCGGUGAAGUGUGGACAUUCGGUUGGACUCUUUAAUCAGUACAUAGCUGCUCUGGCAGCAUGUUUAAGUGUUGUAAAUUCUUCAGCCUGCUGUGGGUGGAUCACACCGAUUCUGGACUACCUCCUCGGACCAGAUAGCGAGAUUCCGAUGACAAGCGCACAAACCUCUUGGGUCAUUCCUAUCAUAGAACUCGGCAAUUUUAUCACUCCACUACCAGCUGGGAUUCUAUCCGACUACAUAGGACGAAAACCAAUCAUCCUUGCCACUGGACCACUCUACAUCGUCAGUUGGCUGCUGAUCGUCUUCUACCCUUCAGUAACUAUGUUGGGAGCAGCUCGGCUCCUGCAAGGCCUCACGAUGGGACUUACAUUCACCGCUGCUCCUGUGUACUUGGGCGAAAUUGCUAGCAAAGAAAACAGAGGAGCCAUCACGAGCAUGUUCUUCAAUUCUUGGUGGCUGGGAUUUCUUAUCCAGUAUGCAAUGGGUUCUUUCCUUAGUUUUCAUAAAUACACGUAUUUUACGCUCUAUUUGAACAUACCUUUCAUGCUGUUAUUCUUCUGGCAGCCUGAGAGUCCUUAUUAUCACGUGAUGUGUGGAGACAUUGAAAAAGCGCGCAGUUCACUAACUAGGUUUAGAGAUGCCACCGUUGAUGAAUUGCAGAUAGAGCUAGAAGAGAUAAAGUUGAGUGUUGAAGCCAACCAGAGAUCAGCUGGUUUUCGUGAUCUCAUUACCUCCUCAGAAGGACGAAAAGCACUCACAAUUCUGCUGAUGUUAACAGGAGCUAAUAUCCUCAGUGGAACUGGAGCUAUCACAGUUUAUGCGACUCAGAUUUUCGAUAAGACCCCGAAUCUUUCUAUUCCACCAUAUGCGGUCACCAUAGUACUCGGUAUUGUAAUGUUAGUUGGGGGAGUCAUCAGUUCGUUCACCUCAGACUCUGUGGGAAGAAGGCCUUUACUGAUCAUAUCUUGCAUUGGAACUUUUAUUUCUCAAUUUAUCGCAGGAACAUAUUAUUUUCUAUUAUUUAAUACUACUCUAGAAAUCUCUUCAUUUAGUUGGAUUGCUCCAGUUUUGAUCCUCAUCUACUCUGGUUUAUGCACUGCAGGGAUGUAUCCCCUCUGUUCUGUCUAUACUUCGGAACUCUUCAAUUCCAACACUAGGGGGAUUGCUUCUAGUAUUUGUGCGAUAUGUGUAACUCUAUUUACUCUAAUAUCGUUGGUAUUAUACAAACCAGUUAAUGAUUAUUUAGGAUUGUAUGCCAAUUUUUAUAUCUAUUCGCUAACAAUUUUAGUUGGAGGCACGUACUGUUACCUUAACGCUCCGGAAACGAAAGGAAAGUCUUUUGUCGAGAUCAGGGAAGAGCUUAUAAAGUUUAAACAUUAGGGUUGUGCUAUAUGAUGUACAAGACUCUCUUCUAUUUAUUUGUAAUUUGAAUUCAAUUGGAGCAAUUAGUGCACAGGUGAAUAUUUUGAGAGUGAGCAUAAAAUAAAAAGACAAUGGAUCAUGUGAAAUUCUGGACUAAUUAAUAAUUAGACUAGUGACAUUAUUUUUUUCUUUAAAUAAAACAAAAGACUUCAAACAGAUUUGGUUGAGAAGUUCAACAGCAGAGUGAUAAAAAAAAUGUUUUUAACGACCGAUACCACUGACCGACGUCCCGCGUCGUCCUCACAGCCCACACACGCUGCACUGCGCGGCUGUCGUCGUGUCCUCCGGAGGAGCUCCCAUGAUCGGCACUCUAGACACAGUAUGGUCAGUAUGGACACUUGCAGGCGGAAGCACGGAAUUUGUAAAAGGUUUUCACCGCGGGAUACUGGCAUCAAAGGGAACUAAUAAGCGAAUCGCAUCCGUUCAGGAGGCUUUCAAAAUCCUCCUUACUUUGAGUUUUAAGAUAAAGAUGCAUUCUACUCAUGAGAUCACAUUUUAGACGACCAUUACGAGCUAGCGAGAGAGAGAGGGGGGGAGAGAACGAGAAGGUUGGACGGAGAGAUAGAUAAAUAGAUAGAUAGAUAGUGAGAGGGGAGUGGGGCAUCGACGGGGUUACAUUUUGAAUGACUGGGGCAGGAUCUAUGUUCAUAUAGGGAACGCAAUGUCGACCGAUCAGUCCAUGUCCCGUAAUCUCAGGUGAUUCUAAAUUGCCUUGACCAAUGGGGAACAAUUACCUGAUUCUACCUCACAGCCCAUAGUGCAAUUCAGUCCAGAUGAUCAAAUAUGAGAUAGAAAACACAAUAUACAAACCAAAUUAUACUAAAUAAUUAAAUAAUAUGUUAUACUAAUAAAACAUAGUUAUAAAUAGUAUACACUGGCCGCCUUGAGAGAUAGGAAGAGGCGGAAGGAGGGAUAACAUUAACUUGAUACCGUUCCUACCUGCAAAGUUCUCAACUUCCGAUUGGCAUGAGGAGAAGAGGGUUUUGUGAAGAGUAUUUCGAGCUCCCACGAAGUUCACGUAUAGAAAUAAACGGAUGAGUGCAGCUAUAAAAGCUUCAGAAGAGAGGUCUGGCACAUCUUAAAUGUGUACAGCUUUAUAGACAAGGGAUAAAAUUAUUCAUAUGAGAGUCUGAACCAUAGUAAGUUCUGAACCUACAUGGAGGUGUUUAACAUGAAAGUGGACAAUAAGAAAGUUUACCCCGUGGUGUCUCUAAGGAUGAAUGCCUGACAAUUGUCAGAAGGAAGGACUAAAUGCUUAAACCUAUCCCCUACCCUUAAGAGGCAAAGCUGGUCAACGAAGGUUCGAUGAACAGGGCUUGUGCGUUAGCAUCAGCUUCCGGUCAUCAUGAAGACCAAGUGAUGGAGAAGUUUGAAAAUUCUAAGUUGAGCCGUUUUCAGCUGCUAAGUAGGCAAUGAGCCACAGAGGUUGCUCUUUAUCACGAGAGAGUCGCAAAUCAUGGAACAUGCGCUAUACUGCACUGGAAUUUGAUCCAAGAAAAGAAUUUUGACAAAAUGGCCCAUUCAGGGGAGUGCAGGUCAACAGAGCAGUCUGCUUGAAUUCACUAGAGAACAAAAGGUCAGUGGUAGUGAAUUUGAAUGAGGCCACUCCGAUAAUGGCAGCAGUAGUUCGGUCCACAAGAUGAGGGGGAUACCAUGAGAAUCACAGUUAGCAGGGUUUUGCGCACUAGCAUUGUAACGACAACACCCCGCUGGAAUGAGUUCCUAUGUUUGCGCUACAGGAUUUGUCACAUAAGUUUGUAACCAAGAAAGGGAGGACAUAGCGUCUAUGUUUUACCUUAUUGUUCAGCGCAGUAACGAAUUUCACAAUUUCAGUCUUGUCAGAUCAGUUCGUUCUCUUCAGACUCUUUGGGCAGAAGAGCUUUACUGAUGAUACCUUGUGUCGGCUCUUUUAUUUCUCAAUUUAUCACAGAAACGUAUUAUUACCUAUCAUUUAACACUUCGCUAUAAAUCUCUUCACUUAGUUGGAUUGCUCCUCUAUAUUUUAUUCUUAUCUCCUCUGGUUUCUGCAUUGCAGGGAUGUAUCCCCCUAUGUUCUGUAUAUACUUUUAAACCCUCCAAUUGCACCAGAGGGAUCGAAUCUAGUCUUUGUACCAUAUUGUUUACAAUAUUUUCCUUAAUAUUGUGGGUAUUAUAUCAACCUUGCUUCAGAAACGAAAUGAAAUUUGUUUGAACUACAUUUAAUUUUCUACUUUGUAUUUAUAAUUUAAAUUUAAUUCCAUAUAAAUGACACAUAUAAGUUAGGAUAAGUUCUACUACAUUUUUAAGUGUUGUGUUGUAAAUUGUGCAUGAUUGUUCAAAACAACAAUAGAGUAUACGUUUAAGUGUAUAUAAUAUUAUGAAAACUAUUAUUUAAGUUUUCAUUUAGAAGUGUUUUGUAAUCAUAUUUUAUA
Molecule: messenger RNA, 4185 nt
Organism: Homalodisca vitripennis (glassy-winged sharpshooter)
Lineage: Eukaryota; Metazoa; Arthropoda; Insecta; Hemiptera; Cicadellidae
Product: facilitated trehalose transporter Tret1-like
Exons: 3
Coding region: 350-1732 (460 amino acids)
Biological process (GO): transmembrane transport
Cellular component (GO): membrane
Molecular function (GO): transmembrane transporter activity
Source: RefSeq, a predicted model, not a curated record